This is a messenger RNA of Pygocentrus nattereri (red-bellied piranha), 7297 nucleotides long. RefSeq names its product laminin, alpha 4 (gene lama4). NCBI's taxonomy places the organism in Eukaryota, Metazoa, Chordata, Actinopteri, Characiformes, Serrasalmidae. Gene Ontology annotation, biological process: regulation of embryonic development; regulation of cell adhesion; cell adhesion. Gene Ontology annotation, molecular function: signaling receptor binding. The coding region runs from base 206 to 5806 and encodes 1866 amino acids. The record is from RefSeq and is a predicted model, not a curated record. The transcript has 40 exons.
UUUGAGUGAGAGAGGGAGGGAGUGAGAGAGGCAGGAAGCUGGUGGAGUUAGAGUUUGUUUUACAGGCUGGGCAGGGCCUCAGUGAGCGAGAGAGAGAGUGAUUGAGCGGACGAGUGAAGAGAGAGCGUGUAGAAUAGGAUCAGACGGGUAACGGAGCGAAAGAAAGAAGAGAAAUCAGACUCGAGGCUGCAGCAGUGGGAGGGAAAUGGCGCGUCUGGCCGCUCUCUCAUGUUUACUGACCACUCUCUCUGGACUGACGACAACCAGCGCUGAGCAGGAACCCGUCUUCACCGUCUGCGCGCGAGGUUUCUUCCUGAGUGAACAGAACACCUGUCUGCCCUGUAACUGUAAAGGCCACGCCCACACCUGUGAGGACAUCACUGGCAUCUGCAUCGACUGUCAGGAUCACAGCGUGGGCGAUUUCUGCCAGCGCUGCGAGGACGGAUACGUUCUGGAGGUUUUCCCAGAUGGCCGUCACGAGUGCCGCCCGUGCGCAUGUCCCAUCUCUCUGGAGUCCAACAAUUUUGCUGCUCACUGUGAUAAGAAGGGUGUUGUUCUGCGGUGUGUAUGUCAGGAAGGCUAUGCUGGACACUACUGCGAGAGGUGUGCUCCUGGUUACUAUGGUAACCCUAUGCGUGUGGGCGACUCCUGUAAGAAGUGUGACUGUAACGGGAACUCGGACCCAAACCUGAUCUUUAACGAGUGCCACAAUGUGACGGGGCAGUGCCUCCACUGCUGGAGCAACACAGCCGGACACAACUGCGAGAGGUGUGCCCCCGGUUACUACGGUGAUGCCAUCAGCGCCAAGGACUGCCGGGAGUGUCAGUGUAAUAAGUGUGGAACAGCGUCGUGUGAUGACAGAACCGGAGUGUGUCACUGUAAGCCGGGGGUCACAGGACGGCUGUGUGACCAGUGUGAGGGGGGUUACUCCGGUUUCGGCAGCUGUCAGGGCUGCCGGCGGUGCGAGUGCGCUCCCGCAGGGCUGAGGCCCACCUGCCACCCCCUCACACAUACCUGCCAGUGCCAACCGGGGACCGGAGGCCGAUACUGCGAGCGCUGUCUGCCGGGACACUGGGACUACAGCCCCAACGGCUGCAAGAAAUGCGACUGUCCCGAGGGAAGCUGCGACAUGCAUACUGGAGAGUGUUUACCGGAAACUUCUCAAGUUAGCGAGUGCAACGUUGACUGUGAUGAGUGUAUCUGGCAUCUGAUUGGUGACAUCAGACAGUCCAAUAAAACAGUGGUGCAGCUGAGGAACACUGUGCUGAACAUCUCCACUGGAGCUGCAGCUCACGAUCGCAUCAAAUACUACAACUACACGGCUCUCCGACUACAGUCUCAGUUUGUAGGAUGGAGGAAUAAGUCCUCAGUGCUGAGGAGGCAGACAGGCGAGCUGGAGGAAGCAGCAGCAAUGCUGCAAGCAGCUGGAGAACUACUGACUCUACAGGAGGACAGUGUGGCAUCUUUGGGGAGGCGGGUGGAUGAGGACACGCUGCGCAGCUCCACGCUGGCCGAGACGCUAACGGCCAAUCUGACCGCUCUUAAUGUCCUCCUAGAAGAUAUGAUCAGUGACUGGGAGCUGUACAGCGUCCAGCAGGAGAUCGACCCGGAGGUGCAGAAGCAGAAGCAGCUGGAGGCCGAACGGAUGCUGAACUGGAUCAGAGAGCUCGACCUCUCACCUAAAGAACCGCUCGCUACCCAGGAGUCCGCACAGGCUAACGAACUCCUGAAGCGUGUCCGGCAGAUGGAGAAGCGUGUGAUGGGAACUGAGGGUCGUGUUCCUGCAGUGCGAGAGCAGCUCAGCAGGUUCAGCUCUAAACUGUCUCAAGCUCAGAUCCUCAUCAACAAGGCUGAAGACACCCUGCAGCAGAGCUACGGCACCUACUCCGCUAACCAGCUCAAAGUGCAGCGUCUGCAGUUCCAGCAGCAGCGUCUGAUGGAGAAUUAUGAUGCUGUCAAUCAAACCAUGAUGAGAGCCAAUGAGAUCUAUUCAGAGGCGGAUGAGGGCGUGGUGGAGCUGGGCGUCAUGGUUACAAACGUGUCUGAGUACCAUGCGGAGGUGGACGGAGCGCGAGCUUCCUUACAGAACAGGAUCGACCAGCUUUCUAAGGUGGACACUGAGCUGGUACACCGAGCGACUGACCACGCUGAGGAACUGAACAGACACGCAGACGAGCUGCAGCAUAACCUGAAGGGCAGUGAUGCGAACGGAUUUGUGCAGAAAGCUCUGGAUGCGUCCAACGUGUACGACAACAUCGUCAAAUACAUCGAUGACGCCAACAUCACCGGAUUGACCACGUACAACCUAUCCAGACAGGCUGAAGAUGCCAUCAGUGGCAUUGAGACUCAGCUGGACUUCAUCAAAACUCAGAGUGACCACAUGUUUAAAGAGUCCGUCACACUGCACUCCGAGCAGCAGGAGGUGGAGCUGAACGUUGUCGACACUAUCAAAUACAUAGAAGAGACCAAAGAAAUGAUGGAAAGGUCCAGCAGACACCUGGCAGAUAUUCUUAAAGACAUCAACACUGUAAACGAAGGACGCAGGCCGUCCCAGCUGCAGCUCACUCAGGAGGAGGCGGCAGACAGUCUGAACCGGUCAGCGGAGGUGCUGAACACAGUGACCCCCAUCAGAGAGAGAGUGGAGGAGUGGGACAGGGACAUGAGGAGCAAUCUGUACUCCACACAGGCCUAUGAGCAGGCCGUCAGCUCCGCCCACGACACAGUGGAGAACCUGUCUGAGAUUGUCCCUGAGCUGCUGACUAAGCUGCGUGUCGUGGAGGAGAAGAAGCCGAUAAACAACGUCACCACCAACAUCAUGAGGAUCCGGGAGCUGAUCGCUCAGGCUCGCAGUGUCGCCCGCAAGAUCCAGGUGUCGAUGAAGUUUAACGGUCAGUCUGCUGUGGAGGUCCAGCCCCCGCCAAGUGCAGAUGAUCUAAAGGCAGUGACCUCCAUCAGCCUUUACGUUCGAGUGGAUCCAGACAAAGACCCCAUCGAGGAUCGAUUCCUGCUGUACCUCGGAGAUAAGAAUGGUCGUAAGGACUACAUGGGUCUGGCUAUAAAGAACGAUAACCUGGUGUUCGUUUAUAAUCUGGGAGGAGAAGAUGUGGAGAUUCCGCUGAGCUCCAAAGCGGUCAGCUCAUGGCCUCCAGUCUUCAACCUGGUCAGAGUGGAGAGGCUGGGUCGCCAUGGUAAAGUGUUCCUGACCGUGCCCAGCCAGCAGACCGUCGCCGAGCAGAAGUUCAUCCAAAAAGGUGAAGCGGGCGGCACAGACUCUCUGUUCCACCUGGACCCCAAAGAGACCGUCUUCAUCGUGGGGGGGGUUCCACCUGAUGUCAAGCUGCCUCCUGCUCUCAGUCUGGCUCCGUUUGUGGGCUGUGUUGAACUGGCCACUCUCAAUAAUGAUGUCAUCAGCCUCUACAACUUCAAGAAGCUGCACAAGAUGGACGUGGCAUCAUCACCGCCGUGUCCGAGGCACAAGCUGGCGUUCACUCAGGGCCGCGCCACCAGUUAUCUGUUUGAUGGAAUGGGUUAUGCUCUGGUCCAGAACAUUGAGAGACGGGGCAGAAUUGGAGUGGUCACCCGCUUCGAUAUCGAAGUACGAACAGUCUCCAAUGACGGCAUCCUCUUCCUCAUGGUCAACCAGGAGAAUUUCUUCGUGCUCGAGCUGAAAAAAGGGUUCCUGCGUCUGGUGUACGAUUUCGGCUUCGGUGAGGGUCCCAUCAUCAUGGAGAGCGACCUGCCCAAGCUGAAGAUAAACGACGCCAGAUAUCACGAGGUGUCAGUGAUUUACCACUUCUCUAAGAAGAUAAUUCUGCUGGUGGACAGAACUUUUGUGAAGUCGAUGGAGAACGAGAAGAAACUGCUGCCUUUCUCUGAUAUUUACAUCGGAGGAGCUCCGUCCAGCCUACUGCUAUCCAGGCCUGAGCUGUCCUCUCUGGUGGGUCUGAAAGGUUGUGUGAAGGGUUUCCAGUUCCAGAAGAAAGACUUUAACCUGCUGGAGGAGCCUGGAACCAUCGGCAUCAGCAGCGGCUGCCCAGAGGAAUCUUUUAUGUCCCGUCAGGCGUCUUUCACAGGUGAGGGUUACCUGGGCUCCACAGCCAAGAUUUCCCCGUUCAGCUCGUUUGAGGGAGGAUUGAACUUCAGAACGCUGCAGCCCUCCGGCCUGCUCUUCUACCACAGCGAAGGGGAGGAUGAGUUCUCUCUCUCGCUGGAGAACGGCGGCGUUGUGCUCCACUCCAGAGGAACCAAAGUCAAAUCAAACAGAAAGAACUACAGUGAUGGACGACCUCAUUUCCUGGUGGCUUUGGUCACCAAGCAGAAGUAUCAGAUUGUGAUUGAUGACAGAGAUAAGCAGGAGAAGAAGAAUCCGGAUCCCUCUCAGUCUGACAGUGCUCUGAAAGAGUUCUACUACGGAGGAUCUCCACACAGCCGAAUACAGAACUUCACCGGCUGCAUCAGCUACACUUACAUCAGCAGGCAGGACCGUGAUAUAGAGGCGGAGGAUUUUCAGCAUUACGAUGAGAAGGUGAAGGUUUCUCUGCAGGACUGUCCUGUGGAAAGACCACCAGCUGCUCUGCUGUCUGCAGACAGAAAACAGUCGGCGGCGUCCCGCAAGGUGGGCAGGGAUCAACCCGGCCUGCCACAGGGCAUUGUGGGACAGCAGGCUGACCUUCUGGCAGCUCCAGAGACAGAGGCCACACCCUGUGAACUGUCAUCACGCCCACGGGCCACCAGACAUGCCCACCAAUACAGCGGCUCCACCCACAGCAGACGGGAGUACAGGGGUGUCUCGGAGAGCAUCAGAGAGAGGUGUCACGUCUCCAUGUCUAUGAGAACCCGCUCAUCAUUCGGGGUGCUGCUGUACGUGUCUGAUGAGUCUGAUGAUGACUUCCUGUCCCUCUUCCUGUCGCACGGUAAACUCACCUUCACCUUAGGCUCGGGUCAGCAGGAGCUCCGCCUCCAAACCAUGGACACGUACAAUGACGGACAGUGGCACAACAUAAUCCUGGUCAGAGACGGUAAUGUGGGCCAGCUGGUGGUGGAUGGAGUGUUGGUGGUGGAGGAGAAGCUUCCAAACAGAAACAUCUCACUGCUCCUCCAGGAUCCGCUGUGUGUAGGAGGAGUUCCACCUGGACGGGCUCAGAAACACAUCCCGAAGAGGUCAGUGUCCAGUUUUUCGGGCUGUGUGAGGGGGCUUCAGCUGAAUGGACGCUGGAUCACCGCCAUGUCCCGCAGUUUUGGAGUCACACCCUGCUUUGAGGGUCCCACAGAGCCAGGGGCGUAUUUCUCGGAGGAGGGGGGCUACGUGGUGCUGGACGACACCUUCAGCCUGGGGGUGAAGUUUGAGGUGGUGAUGGAAGUGCGCCCCCGUGUGGCCUCAGGAGUGCUACUGCAUGUCUUCACUUCAGCAGAACAGUUUCUGACCAUCUACCUCCAUCAGGGCCAGGUGAUCGUGCAGGUGAACGGUGGAGCUGGGGGGUUCUCCACAAAUGUCUCACCCAAAGGGGGCAUCUGCGACGGAAACUGGCACAAGAUCACAGUGAUCAGAGACUCUAACGUGGUGCAGCUGGAUGUGGACUCUGAGGUGACCCAUGUGGUGGGACCUGUGACCCCCAGGGCUGAGACCCCCAGGGCGCCCGUCUUCAUUGGAGGAGCUCCAGACUCUCUGCUUCCUGUGGGUGUGAGCAGCAGGCGGGGCCUGACAGGCUGCCUGAGGAACCUUUCUGUGGGUGAAUCUGCUGUGAACCUCAGCAGGUCAGCGCUGGUCAUCGGAGCUGUGAGCCUCAGCGGCUGCCCGGCCGCCUGAUCGCCCGCCGCUUUCAGCAGAUCGUGACAUCAUCACUUGCUCUGAGCCGCCUCCACGUACUGCGUCUGACAUGUAAUCCCUCAGUCACUCCGGCUGCGUCCCAAAUCACACAAACACACUACACACUUAAAAUGAUGCUCCGUUCUUUAGUAGAGUACAUGUUUCUGUAUAGAGAGAACCCUGUCCAUGGAUAAAGGGUUCUUUGCUCUAUUUGAAAAGGGUUCUAUAUAACACCAGUAAGGGUUCUUCUAUUGUGACAAGCCUGAUAUCGUAAUAGAAGAACCCUUUUUGGUGCUAUAUGAAGGUUCUUUAUAGACUUAUCUACAGCAGAUUCUCUUAAGUCUAGACUCCGAAUCCAGUUUCCAGUCCUGGAUAUUGUGUUCACUGGUCACCAGGGCUGCGUUCAGCUGCACCAAACCGUGGCAAACCUUUAUUUAAAUGAGGACGUUGUCACGCCCACCAAACCAGAGACAGCACACCACACAGCUCACACCGAUUCACACACGUUUCACAACGAUUCAACACCGAUUCACACCAAUUCACACUGAUUCACACACGUUUCACACCGAUUCAACACCAAUUCACACCGAUUCAACACCAAUUCACACCGAUUCAACACUGAUUCACACUAAUUCGCACUGAUUCAGACUGAUUCAAACCGAAUCAGCACUGAGUCGCACUGAUUCGCACCAAUUCACACUGAUUCACACACAUUUCACGCCGAUUCACACCGAUUCAACACUGAUUCACCAGAGCAUGUCAUUCAACCCAGAAACUGUAGCAAAACAAUGCACAAUGUUUUAAGGCUUAAUGCACCCCAAGUUUCACUCAGCAGCGAUUACGAAAUCCAGGACCGGAAUGUGGAUUCAUCCAUGUGGUUGGGCACCUCAGCACUGGACACCGUUCAGUCCAAAAGCUUCGUCUUUAUAGGCGGAGCUGCUCCAACCACCGCUCCUCUCUCCUCUCCUCAACAGAGACAGCGGUCAGCUGGGUAACUGAGCCCCUGUGAUGACGGUGGGACUGGGUUUAAAAUAAAGGGUCACUAAAAUGUAAAUAAAGCAUAAUUUGGCUUUUUAAUGUGAAAGAUUGAAAUGACUAAAAAAGGUGGGAUGGUUAGCAUGCUUUUUGUUAAAGGGGCUCAAUCAAUCAAUCAAUCAGUCAAUCAGUUACGUCAGACGUUUGAUCUUCAGACGUGCACCUGGCGUGCGUUUCAGACGCAGCUGUUGAGUUUAUAAACACACCAUCUGUCUGAUGCUCAUCACUAACACAGCGCUUCCUCUGUCCUGAGUUCACUGCCUGUCCAGCGCCUCCGUCUGAGCGCUCUCUAGCUGCAGGACGCUGGGGUCCCCAGAGGAGCGGAGAGGGUCCUGAAGCUGAGCUGAGCGGCAGAACAUUCUGUCCUGUUUCUGUUCUGUUGUAUUAACAGUGUCUGACCUCCUGACCUCUUAUUACACACGUCUCUUCCCAAUAAAGACACCUCUGUAAACAGCU